AUGGUUUCGGUUUUUCAUCUUCAUCUUCCUCUUCUCCUCUGUCUCAUCCUCAUCAAUGGGCUCAAUCUUCGCCAUUGUCACCGUGACGAUAUACGCCGAUCAAUGUUGUUGUUGUUGUUGACUAGUCAACUAAGAAUGGAAACUUUGGUAAUCUUCUUUCAUUCUAUUUCUUCCUCUGUUUCACUAGUCUCGUUCAUGUUACAAAUGAGCGGCGUAUACGACCAUCGUAGGUUUGAAACGGCGGCUCCUUUAGCGGCGGAGGGAGAAGGAGAAGAACAUUUUCAGAGCUCGGUGAAUGCUGUACCGUUUGGUUUAGUGGCAACAGCAGUUUUAAUAUUUUUCUUCGUCUUAAUGGCAAUCUUUGAGAAGUUUUUUUUCAUCAAGCAUGCUCCAUUACCACCUCUGGACUCAAAGCUUCCUCCUUUUGCUUCCCCCAAGAUGGAUGUAUGUAAGAGAGACAUAUCGGUGUUGAUGCCUGGAGAAGAUGUCCCAACGUUCAUUGCUCAGCCAUGUCCUUCCUCAUCAUCAAGUUGCUCUGUCUGAAACUAGCAUCUUAAAUUUUACCAUUAAUGGUCACUCUUAUAUUAGGACUUUGUAUUUUCUUUUUUGAAACCAAAAAAAGAAAGAAGGACAAGUGGUUUAUGUAGUCGAGUGAGUGAUAACAGAACAGUGUUCUCUGUCUGUGUCUGCUCAUCCCGCAGCAAAAGAGCAGCAAUCUCCAUAAAAAUAAAGCCAAGGAAUUUGUGAA
Capsella rubella is the source of this 748-nucleotide messenger RNA. RefSeq lists its product as uncharacterized. NCBI's taxonomy places the organism in Eukaryota, Viridiplantae, Streptophyta, Magnoliopsida, Brassicales, Brassicaceae. The record is from RefSeq and is a predicted model, not a curated record.